AUGAACCUUGCACGGUGCUCCAAUCUUGCCCUCGAGCCUCGCACCCCAACAAGCAACAUCUUCCGCGAAGAGCGAAGACGAUGCUUCUGGAGCAUCUGUUUACUCAAGCGACUCCACGGUGAAGAAUUCACCAUUGCCGAUACUCCUGAUAUGGGAGGCCCUUCUUUCCCCCAAAGUCCAACCCGGCCAGCACGCGGCAUGUCUCCAGGCCCGUCCACAGUGGAUGUACGAAGAAGCGACAUUCAAGACCAAGGUAUAAUGGCCUAUGUGAUAAUGCUAAGCGAAGUAUUCGCUCGUACUGCACGAUAUGUGCGCCUUCGCGGAAGACCAAGCAAUGUCCCUCCGUGGUCACCUCAUUCCGAGUACUCAAAGAUCAUUGCAUUGCAAAUGGAUUUAGAGACUCGUAUGCCUCUGACCCAUCGAUUUAAACCGGCCAACCUUAGCGAUAGAUCAAUCGAUGAGCUUCAAGCUCAUCGAGAGUACUGGGGACCGUGGUUCUUGAAUCAGUUCAUGUAUCACACCAUUCUGUGUCUCCUCAAUCAUCCCCUGCUUUUGUCAUUGAGUCUGCGAACCUUUCGCAGUACCAUCCCUGAGAUCUUCCUCCAGCAUACAUCUGAUCUGAUCUCGUCACACACAACCUGGAUCAUUCAUUUCAUCAACUACUUCGAGGAGAGGUCUUUUCUGGUGUCUGAUCCGCUACUGGGGUAUAGCGCUGCCGUUGUGGCGACUAUCGAGCUUCAGCUGAGCUUUACGGAUAAUCCCACAAUUCGAGAGCAGAAGCGUGAGACGUUCACUAAGAAGAGGUGGCCUCAUAUGGCUCGCCUGGCGCAACGGUUGCAGCAUCUGGAGGAUGCCGUCUCAGCAACAUACCAGUCUGAUCCAGAGGCCCACAACCAAAGUCUCCUCAUCGAUCUUUCCAAAUUCUGGGAGAUCCUGGAGUAUUCAUCCAACAGUGACACGGACUCUGCAAGGCGUCUUUUCGGAGAUUCUCUUUAUUCAGGACCAACCCUUGUGGCCGCCGAAGUGUCGCAGACGUCGCCUUUACCAGCACCAACUCGCAUUGGCGAAGAAAAAGCCUCCAACUACACAACUCCUAAUUUAGGAGCAAAUAAUGCCUUUCCUGGAGCCCAUGACUACCAUGCAGGCUCAUUGGUCUCACCGCAGCAAUUGACUCUUACGAACGAUGAAUUCUCCAUCCUCGCCACAAACUUCUUUUCUCAAGGACAAGAGUUCCUUCGCGGUGGAGACACAUGGGAUAAUAUCGGCAACUUUUGA
Penicillium maclennaniae is the source of this 1275-nucleotide messenger RNA. Its product is annotated as fungal specific transcription factor domain-containing protein. The transcript has 3 exons. Gene Ontology annotation, cellular component: nucleus. The record is from RefSeq and is a predicted model, not a curated record. Bases 1 to 1275 code for a protein of 424 amino acids. Lineage: Eukaryota; Fungi; Ascomycota; Eurotiomycetes; Eurotiales; Aspergillaceae.